Molecule: messenger RNA, 1902 nt
Organism: Henningerozyma blattae CBS 6284
Lineage: Eukaryota; Fungi; Ascomycota; Saccharomycetes; Saccharomycetales; Saccharomycetaceae
Product: MFS transporter
Exons: 1
Coding region: 1-1902 (633 amino acids)
Biological process (GO): transmembrane transport
Molecular function (GO): transmembrane transporter activity
Source: RefSeq, a predicted model, not a curated record
AUGUCAACUCAAUCCGAAGAAGAUGAAAUAGUGUCUAUACCAGACCCUAUUCCUUACGAUCCAAAUAUUUUGGCAAUCAAUAGAACAAGAACUAAUUUCUCCUCAAGAUCUAAUCAAUCAAUGAACUCCACGAGUUCUAGCUACUUUGACCCUAAUGACAUGAGAAUGCAUCCUACUGAUGCAAUGUCUUUCUCAUCCAGGGUAGAAUCAGAUGUACUGGCUGCUCAAAGAAUUUCGAGAGUUCAAAGCACUCCAUUGUCAAUUGGCAAGAACCCUGAAUAUAGAGAUUUAGAACAAGGCUUGAAUUUAUCGGAUGCCACAGAUUCUACAGUUAUAAACUCAGAUUCUAAUAUGAAAAACGAGCAAGAAACGAAAGAUAAUACCUUAGCGAAUAAAGAAAAUGGUUCCAUUUUGACUUCUGAUUCCACAGCCCAAGAUAUUGACUUGAACGAUUUACCUCCAAUGGGGGGCGAUAGGCCUUAUCCUCCACUUUUACCACCAAAAGAAAUGUAUCAAGUCACAUAUAAUGGUCCAGAUGAUCCAUUGCACCCAUUCAAUUGGUCAAAAAAGAGAAAAUUUCUCACAUGUCUCAUUCUUUGUAUAGAUUGUAUCACAAUUUCUUGGGGUUCCUCUAUUUAUGCACCCGGUGUCACUCAGUUAUGUGAACAAUAUCAUGUUAUUCAAGUAGUAGCUAUCCUUGGUAUAACGCUAUAUGUAUUAGGUUUUGCUGCCUCGCCAAUUAUUUAUGCUCCAUUAUCAGAAUUGUAUGGUAGAAAAGGGGUGUUAGUAGUUUCUGGCUUGGGGUUUGCACUUUUCCAAUUUGCUGUAGCCACUGCUGAAAAUUUUCAAACUAUUAUGAUUUGUAGAUUCUUUGCUGGGUUCAUUGGUGCAGCUCCGAUGGCCAUUGUUCCUGCAGUUUUUGCAGAUAUGUUUGACACAGAUUUCCGUGGGAAAGCCAUUUGUCUAUUCACUUUAGGUGUCUUUGUAGGGCCAAUUUUAGGUCCAGUUAUGGGGUCUUAUAUCGUCCAGCAUACAACAUGGAGAUGGUUGAAUUACGUAGUUGGUUUUCAAGCUUGUGCUGUGUUUGUUGCAAUUGUGUUAUUUGUUGAAGAAACUCAUCAUCCAACCAUUUUAGUGAAUAAGGCAAAAUUAUUAAGAAAGAAAACCGGUAAUUGGGGAAUUAGAGCUCCACAUGAAGAUUUUGAAUUAUCAAUGGCAGAAAUUUGUGAAACUACUAUAUCAAAACCUUUAAUAAUGCUAUUCACAGAGCCUGUUCUAUUAAUCAUAACAAUUUAUAACUCUUUUGUUUAUGGGAUUUUAUAUUUGUUAUUGGAAGCUUAUCCAAUAAUUUUCGUCGAAGGUUAUGGUAUGAAAACAAAUGGUUUUUUACCAUAUUUAGCUUUAAUUGUUGGUAUAAUGAUUUGCUCUGUAAUGAUAUGGCAUGCAGAUGGGUUUUAUACUAAAAAAGUCAAGAAGGAAGGGAAAUUGAUCCCAGAAGAUCGUUUAUACCCAAUGAUAGUUGCAGGUAUUAUUUUCCCAAUUGGUAUUUUAUGGUUCUGUUGGACUGGUGCAUAUCCUGAGAAGAUCCACUGGAUUUGUCCUACUAUUGCUGGUUCUUUCAUUGGAUUUGGCUUAAUGGGUAUUUUCUUACCAUGUUUGAACUACAUUAUUGAAUCAUAUUUGUUAUUGACCGCUUCUGCAGUUGCUGCUAACACUUUUAUGAGAUCUGCUUUUGGUGCUGUCUUUCCAUUAUUUGCUGGGUACAUGUUUAAAGGUAUGGGUAUUGGCUGGGCUGGUCUUUUGAUUGGGCUGUUUGCAGCUGCUAUGAUUCCUGUUCCUUUCUUGUUUUUAAAAUAUGGUAAAACUAUUAGAAUUAAAUCAAAAUAUGCAUAUGAUGGCUAA